Molecule: messenger RNA, 1509 nt
Organism: Venustampulla echinocandica
Lineage: Eukaryota; Fungi; Ascomycota; Leotiomycetes; Helotiales; Pleuroascaceae
Exons: 4
Coding region: 1-1509 (502 amino acids)
Molecular function (GO): heme binding; monooxygenase activity; iron ion binding
Source: RefSeq, a predicted model, not a curated record
AUGUCGAUGGUUCUACUGCCCACCACGGCGCUUGCCCUGCUGGCUUGGCUGAUGAUCCGACAGUUAGCCAAGCUGACGAAAAAGCCGAAGCUCGAUAUGCCGUAUCUCGACUUCGAGGAUGGCGACAACUCGAUGCAACGGUACCUCCACGACGCGGGGAGUAUCCUGGAACGGGGCUACGAGCAGUACCUCAAGGAGGGCUUGCCGUUUGCCAUGUUCAAUUAUAUGGAUGCCUCCACUCCUAUGGCCGUUAUUCCCCUCAAGUAUCUUGAGGAAGUUCGAAGCGCAAGCACCUGCAAGCUCAGCUUCAACAGUUUUCUUAAUAAGUCUACCGUUGCCAAAGAUAUCGGUGGCCCUUUGGUGACCGAUCGCGUGAUCCGUGUUGUCCGACAAGAUUUGAACAGGGCGCUGAACGAAAUGAUCGAACCAAUCCAGCAGGCAUGCGACAAGGUGUUCGGGAUCCUUCUUCCACCAAGCCGAGACUGGACACCCCUUAAUGGGCAUUCCCUCCUCUGGCCACUCGUUUCCCGCAUCAUGGCACGCACUUUUGUAGGCCCCGAGUUGUGGGACAGCGAGGAAUGGCACGCGGUAGUCUCAUCUUACUUCCAUGCGGGCCUUGCGGCUUCCCAACGCGUUCGUGAUGGAUAUCACCCAUGGCUGCGAUGGACGGCCAAGUACUUUGACAAGGAUAUCAAGGCUAUCUAUGCUGUUCGCCGGAAGGGCGAGGAGCUUUUGAAGCCCGUGAUAGAUGCCCGAAUUGCUGACGCCCGCAACCAAGCCAACGGUCAAGGGCCUGGGUUCAAUGACGGAGUCCGGUGGCUCGUAGACGCAUACAGGGCCGAGAACAAGCCGAUCAAGGCUGAGCAGAUCAUGCAAGACGAGGCUUUCCUUGUCGGUGCUUCCGUCCACGGCAUUACCGUUAAUGCGCUCUCCAUCCUGUUUGACCUUAUGGAUCGCCCCGAGUCGCUGGCCGAGAUCCAGGCCGAGAUUUCCCAGGUACAUGCCGAGUACGGCGGCUGGACUCGAAAGUCACUCGGAGCGCUUCGGGUCAUGGACAGCUUCAUGAAGGAGAGCCAGCGGUUGCACACCCCCCAACACUGCACCAUGCAGCGCAGGGCUCUCGAGGGUUACACCUUCAAAGAUGGACUCUACAUCCCGGCCGGCACAUCGAUCUUCCUCCCUAGCAGGCUGCUUGGACGCGACCCGGACGUCCAUCCUGACGGCGCCAAAUUCGACGCCAAGCGCUGGAAGCGCAUGAGGGAAGAAGGCGACGCCACCAAAUUCCAUUUCGCCUCGCUCCAGAACGACAUGCUGCCAUGGGGCAGCGGCCCCCACGCCUGCCCCGGUCGCUUCCUUGUUCAAGAAGUCAUAAAAAUCAUCUUCAUCCACCUUGUCACAAAGUACGACGUUAAGUAUUCCGAGGGCGUGGAGAGUCGCCCCCCGGAUUACCUCGAGCAUACCAACUCCAUACCAAAUAUAAUGGCAUUACUGCUCUUUAAGGAGAGGUAA